AUACGUUUCAUACAAAAUUUGAGUGACUGUGAGUUGUUAUUUAUUUUAUAUAUCAUUGGAUUGUCUUUUCACUUGAUAUAUUGUGAACUUGUUGGUAAUUAAGUAUAAUUAUUGUAUACUGUGAACGAAAUAAUUUUGAAGUGGGUAAUAUUUUGAUUCGGCUGCCAUAAUUGACUUUUGGGUGUAUUUAUUAAAUAAAUACCGAUUUUAACCGUUCUGUGAUAUUCACUACACUUAAGAAGCGAUAAAGUGCGAAAAAUAAGGAAAAAUCAUUGUACCAAAUAUGUCCACGAAUCCUCAGUGGAAGACGUUCCAGCCGCCCCCUGACACUCUCACUCAGGAUACAAGCAUCAUGGAUUUUAAAUCAAUGACCAGUACCGGGAAACCUUCACAAACAUUUAACUUCACUCGUUCAACAUCAUCAUCUCGUUUUGGCGAUUUUCCUUUGUUACAAGAGAAAUCGUUGCAUUAUAAUAAUAGUCUGUAUGGAUCUUCAAGCACUACACAAACAUCGCCUCGUUUUCCUAUUGGUACUUUUUCUAUAGAUAGUACCAAUAACGUCUUCAACAGCAGCGGCGACAAUUCUUUGAACAACACCAACAUCUUCUCAAAUGGCAAUAACAGUAGUAGUAGCUACAACAAUGACUCAUCUAACUCUUCAAAUUUAGGUACUAGAGAAACUGGAAUCAUUGAAAAGUUAUUGCACUCCUAUGGAUUCAUACAAUGUUGUGAACGUCAGGCCCGUUUGUUCUUUCACUUCAGCCAAUUUAGUGGUAAUAUAGAGCAUUUAAAAAUUGGAGAUCCUGUUGAAUUUGAAAUGACCUAUGAUAGACGUACUGGAAAACCAAUUGCCAGUGCUGUUACUAAAAUUGCUCCAGAGGUAGUUAUGAGUGAAGAGCGUGUGACAGGAACGGUUACCACUGAGUUGAGAGCUGCAGAGGGUUCAGUUGGAGACACCACGGGGAGAAUCAGUUACGAAAAUCGGGGAGAAUGCUUCUUUUUGCCUUACACCAAAGAUGAUGUUGAAGGAAAUGUUACUUUACGAUCUGGCGAUAAAGUUAGCUUCCAAAUUGCUACUAAUAACCGUGGAAACCUUGGUGCCUGUCAUGUUAGAUUAGAAAAUCCAGCCCAUCCUGUGAAAUAUCAAGGAGUCGUUUGCUCUAUGAAAGAGAGCUUUGGCUUUAUAGAAAGAGCAGAUGUGGUGAAAGAAAUAUUUUUUCAUUUCUCUGAAGCAAAAACCAAAGAAGAAUUAAGAUUAGGGGACGACGUUGAAUACAUUAUUCAAACCAGAAAUGGAAAAGAGGUAGCUUGCAACAUUACUCGAUUACCUCCCGGUACAGUAAUUUUUGAAGAUCUGAAGCCUGAUAUAUUAAAAGGCCAAGUAUUAAAGCCCAUAGAUCGUGGUCCACGAAAUCCAAAUGACGCAUUACCGGGCCGUAUUAGAUAUAGAGCUCCCGAUCAUUCUGAAGUCGAAAUAUCAUUUAGUGAAAAAGAUCAAAUGGGUGAUUUCACUCUUCGCCACGGUGAUUGGGUACAAUUUCAAAUUGCAACUGAUAGAAGGGAUGCUCUAGACAGAGCAACUCAUAUUUUGUUGUUGGACGAAAGUUUUAAGGUAUCUGGAGAAAAACGAGAACAGGGCGUGGUGUGCUCCGUAAAAGAAGGUUUUGGUUUCUUAAAAUGUGUCGAGAGGGAGGCAAGGCUGUUUUUCCAUUUUAAUGAAAUACUAGAUGUAGAACGCACCAACGAAGUGCAAGUUAACGACGAGUUUGAAUUUACUGUGGUUCAAGAUCAAACAAGCUCGAGCAUGUUUUCUAACAAUCGACAAAGUGCCAUUAGAAUGAAAUGGUUACCACCAGGUACUGUACAGUUUGAAAUUAGAAUAGAGAAUGAGCUUACGGGUAUUGUAACGAGUGACUUACCAUUGAGCAAUUGGAACAACAGAAGUCCUACAAAGAGCCAAAGCAGUGUGACUGGAGAAACAAAUAAUGAAUGUGGAUUAAUAGGUUACUGUAUUAACGGAAUCAAAAAGACUAUUUCAUUCUAUGCCAAGGAUUGCUCUGUUAAGCAAGUUCCAAGAGUUGGGGAUAAAGUUCAGUUUAAUAUCAACCAAGUUAAAAGAAAUAAAGAAUUUAUUGCAACAGAUGUGGAAGUUAUACAACCAGCUGUACAAACAAACGGAAUUAAGCACAGCAUCUCUAGAACCUCUGGAGGGCCACUCUACCAAGGAUUUAUUGCUGCAUUAAAAGAUGGUUUUGGAUUUAUAGAAACUAUACAACAUGACAAGGAGGUUUUCUUCCAUUUUAGUAAUUUUGAGGGUGAAUCCAAUAGCUUAGAUCUAGGCACAGAAGUCGAAUACAACUUGGGAACCCGUGGAAAUUCUGGUUCUUGUUCCUCGGCAGAGAAUGUCAAAGUAAUCCCAAAAGGUACAAUUGCUCUUCCAGAAUUCCGUGGGGACAUUCUAGAAGGUACAGUGGUACGACCUCUUCGUUCUGUGAAUCCCGAUCAGACUGAAUAUUCCGGACUAAUUAGAACUAAAGCUGAAAAUCAAAAUGAAAAAGUUCAAGAAUAUGAAUUUGGAAUUAUGGGACUUGUAAAUAAACGGGAACUACUUCAGAUUGGUGAUCAUGUUCAGUUUCAAGUAGAUACCACUGGUAGAGCUGCGAAUAUAAUAGCCGUAAGAAAAAAAUUAAAAGCUACUGUUGACGCGAUUAAAGGACAUUUUGGAUUUCUGGCUUAUGAAGUAGAGGAGGGAAAAAAACUGUUUUUCCAUAUGACAGAAGUCAAAGAUAAUGUUAGUCUUCAAGUUGGCGAUACUGUAGAAUUUGUACUUGUCACCAAUCAUAGAAGUGGAAAAUCGUCAGCAUGUAAUGUUGUGAAAGUCAACGAUGUCCAAGCUAGACCAGAAAGACUAAUCAGUAGACUACGUACCAUAUCAGUAGAUGACACUGGACCUAAAUUAACUGUGGUUCGUCAACCGAAAGGACCAGAUGGUUCCAAGGGAUUCUUAACAGAGGCACGUGUAAAACGUAUACCUGGUGCCGUACCUAAAUAAUAAUUCUGAUAGACACUGCUUAGUCAAAGGUUAAUUCAUUCUCAUUCAUGUCAUAUACAAAAAACUAGUAACUAACUACUCUUGUUUCGUAGCAUUGGAGUUGGAAUAACGUAAUGUAUUAUAUAAAUUAAGCCAUAUAUAAGU
Molecule: messenger RNA, 3196 nt
Organism: Diabrotica balteata
Lineage: Eukaryota; Metazoa; Arthropoda; Insecta; Coleoptera; Chrysomelidae
Source: the annotation of a GenBank genome assembly